Molecule: messenger RNA, 1002 nt
Organism: Akanthomyces muscarius
Lineage: Eukaryota; Fungi; Ascomycota; Sordariomycetes; Hypocreales; Cordycipitaceae
Exons: 5
Coding region: 1-1002 (333 amino acids)
Biological process (GO): nucleoside metabolic process
Cellular component (GO): cytosol
Molecular function (GO): S-methyl-5-thioadenosine phosphorylase activity
Source: RefSeq, a predicted model, not a curated record
AUGCCGCUCCGCCGCGGCCUGCCCCUCCAUAGUCUUGCCUCCGUUCUUCAUAUCACCAGACACUCAGAUCACCACCUCACAAUGGCCAGCCUUCCCACGACCUUUGACAAGCCCGUCCACGUCGCCGUCAUUGGCGGCACUGGCCUCAGCCAGCUCGAGGGCUACACGCCCAUCGCCGCUCUGAACCCCGACACGCCGUGGGGCAAGCCAGCCUCACCCAUCCACAUCCUCUCCCACGGCGACAUCAACGUUGCCUUCCUCGCCCGCCACGGUCUUCAUCACCAGUUUGCUCCGCACGAGGUGCCCAACCGGGCCAACAUUGCCGCCCUCCGCAGCAUUGGCGUCCGCAGCGUUGUCGCCUUCUCCGCCGUCGGCUCCCUGCAGGAGGACAUUAAGCCCAUGGACUUUGUCCUCCCCGACCAGGUCAUUGACCGCACCAAGGGUAUCCGUCCCUUUACAUUCUACGAGGGCGGUGUCGUCGGCCACGUUGGCUUUGCCGAUCCAUUUGACAAGAAGCUGGCUGAUGUCGUCAAGACUUGCGCUGCUGCCAUGGUCGGCGACGGUGUGGUUCUGCACGACAAGGGCACUCUGAUCUGCAUGGAGGGCCCCCAGUUCUCUACCCGCGCUGAGUCGCACAUGUACCGUUCUUGGGGAGGCUCCGUCAUCAACAUGUCGACGCUGCCCGAGGCCAAGCUUGCCCGCGAAGCUGAGCUCUCGUACCAGGUCAUUUGCAUGGCCACCGACUACGACUGCUGGCGCUCGACCGAGGACGUCAAUGUUGAAAUGGUUAUCAAGUAUAUGCAAGCCAACAGCAAGAACGCCAAGCACCUCGUCAGUGCCGUCCUGGACCAGCUGUCGAAGUCUGAGCACACUGAGCUCGCUACCGCUACUCACUGGAAAGGAUCUGUUGAGGGUGCCAUCAAGUUCAUGACCAAGGCCGAGGGUCGCAGCGAGCAAGGCACGAAGAAUGUCGAAUACCUGUUCCCCGGCUUCUGGGCCUAA